GGGUGACUGGGAGGCAUAGCAUGGCCAAGGAUGUCUGCUGAGGGGGAACCUGCUGAGGCAGUGGCAGAGACCCCUGCAAACAGCCCAGGUGAAGAGGCAGCAGCAGCAGCAGCUACAACUGAUGUGGAUGUGAGAGAAGAGCAACGACCAGAGAAACAGUCACUAAGUGCCUCUAUGUGCCGGGAGUCCCACUGGAAAUGCCUUCUUCUCUCCAUCCUCAUGUUUGUUUGUCUUGGUGCAGUGACCUGGUGUCAGGUAACAAGUGUGACCAAGCUCAGCUUUGAUAGCUCCCUUAAGGGCAGAUCCAUGAUCUACCAUGGAAGUCCUUGCUCAGAUGGCUAUGUCUACAUCCCACUGGCAUUCCUCGCCAUGCUUUAUGUGGUCUAUUUAGUAGAGUGCUGGCACUGCCAUGCCAAGAGUGAGCUCCAGAAUAAGGCAGAUAUUAGCAGUGUUCACGAUCAGAUCCAACGCAUGCGUCAAGCUACACCAUGCAUAUGGUGGAAAGCCAUCAGCUACCACUUUGUCAGACGCACAAGACAAGUUACUCGCUACCGUCAUGGUGAUGCCUAUACCACCACUCAGGUCUACCAUGAGCGUGUUAAUACUCAUGUUGCCGAGGCAGAGUUUGAAUACUCUCAUUGUGGCAUAAAAGAUAUCUCAAAGGACUUAUUAGACUUGGAACGCCAUCCUGCCACCAAACUAAAAUUCACAAAGUGCUUCAGUUUUGCCAAUGUGGAGUCAGAAAAUUCAUAUCUUACCCAGCGUGCCCGAUUCUUUACAGAAAUAGAAGGGCUGGAUGAUUACAUGGAGGCAAGGGAAGGAAUGCAGCUAAAAAAUGUGGAUUUCAAAGAAUUAGUGGUUGCUUAUGUGGAUCUAGAAAAGCAGCCAUGGUAUGUGUCUCAUUAUGCUUUCUGGGUAGCUGCACUGUUCAUGCUGUCUUGGCCACUGAGGGUUUUUAUUGAAUAUCGGACAGCUCAUGUUCACUACCAUAUUGAGAAACUGUUGGGAUUGGAAUACACAGCAUCUUCUACUGGAGAUGAGCCCAUAUACCGAUUCAGAAUGCCUAGAGUGAGUACUUUGGACAGCACAGAACUAGAAUGGCAUAUAUGUACCAACCAACAACUGAUCCCAAGUUAUUCAGAAGCAGUUUUGAUGGACCUUACAGACGCAUCAUUAUGUAAUGGCUACUCCUCUUGUGGUUACCGAGGUGUUCUUCGAGCCUGUGAAGGCUGCAACAGAGCAUCCAGCAGUUCUUCAAUCUUCUCCCGCCAUGCUAUACACAGCUGUAGUGGAGGUCCAUCUCACCUUUCCCUAAGCACCAGCCGUUUUUCUCUCUGCCAGCUGCAUGGUUCCCACAGGACAGGGCUUUGGAGGAGCCGCAGCAGCAGCCUGGCAGACCGUGGGUGCCAAGAUGAACGUUGCUGCUCUUACUCUAGUCAGCUCGCCCUCAAUGAAAACCCACCAACAUACCAUGAUGCCCGUUUUUUCCCUGUACUAAUAGUACAUAGACAGGAAGGGUGCCAAACCAGGAACUUCUGCCUUCAUCGCUCCUCUUGCAUGGAGACAUCUUUAUGAUAGGCUUUUGUAAGGUCAAGUGGUACAGUCAUUCUUAGCAACACUAACUUGAACUGUAGUAGUGCAAUAGAACAAUUUCUUACAAUCUGCUUAUUACACAUAUAGCUUAAUUAAUGACCAUUAUACAUGAAGUUACAUACCUUAGUAUUCUGAGAUGUGGCAGUGUUACAGCAAUAUACACCUCUGUGCUAUAACAUACUGUGGUCUCUGGACCAGGAAUAAAGUAGCUUUGACAAUAAAAGAUCCACAAAUCUGCUACUCCUACUAUACAAAUCUGCCCUCAAAACGGCAGAUCCUGCUGCUGUUGAUUAUUUUAUACAAAACUUGGUUAACCUUGAACAAAAAUAGUUUUCAUUUGUGCUGAUGCUGAUUUGUACAUAUGCAAAUCCCAUUUAUCAGAACCAUAUGUACAUGGACCCAUACACACCAGAGAUACAGCAAACACAAUUAAAAUGUACACAGACAAGCAGAUAUUAGAACAUAAUCAAACUGUAUUUAAUGGGACUUUCAAUACCACCAAGGUUCAUUUAACCUAGUCUGUCAUAUCUGCUUUCAUAUAGAAUGCCAUCUUUCCAGGCUUUUUUGUGUGGAGCAGGAGAAUUGAUCCUUGUUUGUCAUAUGUGAAUGUGUGAAUGGUUCAGCAAGACAGACACCCUUUGUAGGAGAAACAUUAAAUAAUAUGUGCUUUUAUCUGGUACAUGACUCAAGCACAUGAUAGCAUCCAAACUUAGCUCAAUAUGCAUAGACCUAUAUUCACUCUUUCAAAAACACUCUAAAAAUUGUUGAGGGUGGAUGCAAAACUCCCCCCACCAGAUUUCCAUUUCUGCCCUGGUGGGAAUUCCUUCUAAACUCCAGUUGGAUUGCUCUGGGGAUUUUUUUACUGAUUGUUUCAUUCCAAUUUGGUUUUGAAACAAGCUUGAGAGUGCCAAAUUGACUUUUUUCAGUUUGGGUAUGUUCAUGAGCACCCUGGGUAUCAAGAUAAACUGACCUCUUAGAAGGUAAAUAUGAAGAUGAUUGUGGAUGUUCCUAUAGUCAAAGGACCCAAGGAGCACAUUAGUCAGCCGCAAUAGAUUGCUGCUGGUGCUUGUGACUAACUGCUCUGAAAUGCCUUAGAAACUGGUAACCACCGGUAUCAAUAGGAAUCACUGGUGGAAAGGCUGAUGCGUCGAUUCGGCUUUCCAAAGUCGUGCAAAGUUGCCUGCAGGAGGAAACUUCUUGUGACUUCAAAAAGCCAAAGCGAUAUGUCAGCCUUUCCACCAGCAACUCCUAUUGCUGUUGGUAGAAAGGCGUUUUGGAGUGGUUAGUCGCCCAUGGUAGCUAUCGGGGCAACUAAUUCGCUUUGUGGGUCCUUAACCUAAGGAAUGUUUGAACUUGAUGGACGUAUGUCUUUUUUCAACCCAACUUACUAUGUUACUAUGUAGCCCCAGUCAUAAUUGCAUGAAGAUGACCUUUCAGGCAAUUUCAUGCGAUUGCAAAGGUAAUCAGUUUUACCAGUGGGGAUUCCCAUUAAAGGGGUAGUUUACCUUUAAAAGUAACAUUUAGUAUGAUGUAGACAUUGAUAUUUGCAAAUGGUCUUCAUAUUUUAAUUUUUACGCUUUUUCAGUUAUUUUGUUUUUUGGUCAGCAGCUCUUCAGUUUGGUAUUUAAGCAGUUAUCUAGUUGCUAGGGUGCAGUUUACCCUAGCAUCAAAGCAAUGAUUUAAACAAGAGUUGGGAAUACAAAUCGAAAAGGUUCUUAAAAGAAAGAUAAGUAAUAAAUAGCGACAUUAACAAUAAAAUCGUAGCCUCACAGAGCAAUCGUCUUUUGGCUGCUGGGGUCAGUGAGCCCAAUUUGAAAGCUGAAAAAGAGGCAGAAGAGUAAGGUAAAUAUUUCAAAAACUAUACCAAAUAAAUCAUAAAAACCAAUUGCAAAGUUGCUAGGAAUGGGACAUUAUAGUACAUACUAAAAGUUUACUUAAAGGUGAACUACCCCUUUAAGCCAGGUGCAAGCACUGAGAUACAGUCUUUCUUCUGAGCAGUCAUUCCAACAGUACCUGCCUGGAGAAAGUGAAUACAUUUGUAUGAGAGUGCAUUUGGAAUGACGACUUGCAAGGAAAACUGUGUAUACAGUAAGCACACAUACUGGCACUGAGAAAUGACAUUUAGUAUCUGUUGAAAUGAGAAUACGGAAAUUCUCGACGUGGUACUACAUGCGAUUCUGCUGGCACAACUGGACUAAACUUGCAGCAUGUAAUUGGCACAUCCCGUCUGCCUGCAACAGAAGUUAAUGGAGGAGAUUAUGAAAAGGCCCAAAUGGGAUUACUUUGGUCAUGGCUAUAAUGUACAAGGACAAUCUCACACCUCAGUUCAUAACAUGACAAUCCAGUAGGUAAAAUCCCAUAAACACCGGUGCUAGUCAAUAACUUUGUUACAACAACACAACCUCUCUUUGUUACAACGCCACAGCGAUAUCUAUUUGUGAUCAUCUCUAUCAGCUUUCCAUUGAGUCUGUAUCUUAUUUUGGAUUUCCUUACUUAAUAAUUUAAAGGAUCUUAGUGUAUAUAGUGACAAAUAGUGCUCUUAUUUUAAUAUAUCUUGGUCUAGCACUGGAAGUGCUAUGAAUUAUACCCAGAAUUUACCGAGAUAGAGUAUAACUACAUCUCCUAAGCAUUUUGAGGGCAAAUUAUUUUCUCUGGCUUUCCUUAAGGGCAGUGACACAAGUGGAGAUUAGUUACCCAUGAUAACUCUUUGUUACAGCGGACGACUAAUCUCCUUGAUAUGCCAUCUCGCUGGCAAAAAUGGAAAUCGCAGGUGGGAUGGCAUAUGUGUGGCUUUGGUUUCCCAAAGUCGCUCGAAGUUGCCUCUCAAGGAAAUUUUGGGCGACUUUGGGGAAUGCCAUCACACCAGCGAUUUACAUUCUUGCCAGUGGGAUGGCAUUGCUGGGAGAUUAGUCGCCCACUGUAACGAAGAUUUAUCUUGGGUGACUAUUCUCCAUGUGUGUCAUUGCCCUAAAGUGUAAAUGUGUAAAGUCUAUUUUACUGGGGGGUGCAAAAAUGUUUGGCUCCCCCCAGUAAAUAGAUCGUAGUUUGUCCUAGGAUUGGGGCUCCUGUUUGGGGAAAACUGCACCAGCCCAUGCAAAAGCUACUUAAGUGCUGCUCCAGCAUCUACUGGUGAUCAUUAUCUCUUUGGCGCUUGGCGUUCUGUACACACACAGUGGUGUAGAUCACACAUUUUUACUCGACUGCACAAGUGCAAACAGGAAUAGUCGCAAUGGACACCUGGGAUGGCAAGUAAAAUGCUGGCACAGAUCUGAUACAGUUUUUUUUCACAGACCGAUGCAGUUUUCUCCAAACAGGAGCACUGACCUGGGGAAAAAACAUAGAGAUCUAUUUUACUGGGGAGUGGCUAUGGAUUGGUUCUAGCCUAGAAAAUUAGUAGAUACAAAAAAGAAAAAUCAGUUACAACAGCCCACACAGCCCAGUGAAAGGGCCCAAAAGGGGAACUUCAUCUUCCAAACCAAAAUUUGUUAAAAAGCCCCACAAAACACAGAAACCCCUACUAAACUGUAAUCUGUUCCAUCAGACAGUAUGAAAAAUACCAUUUUUAUAUACUGAGAUCCAGCUGCAAAACAGUUCUACUUUUUCUGCAUUAUAUAAAAUUCUGGCAGGGGAGGAGGGACUAAAACAUUGAUUUUACAAAUUAUAACGACUUCACAGCUUACAGACAGCAUGCAGGAACUACAUAACCUACAAUGCAUUGCUCUGUGGUGUCCCUUUCCUUACUGACAUCACAGGCGCAGGGGAUUGUGGGAUUUUAAGGAUGCACGCUGAAGGCAGGCUGAGGACAGUCAACGACUGUUACAUUUUUUUUAAGUCUCAAUGUAGUCAGCCAGAUGAGCCGGAGAACAGGGGGCCAGGCUUAGGUAACUGUUUGAAACCAUAUUAUAAAUCAUGUAGAGGCUGCAUAUUUUUUAACUGAUGUAUAUUGCAAAGUUGCUUGAAAUCAUGUUUGCUUUUCAAAAAGCUUAAGUUGCGUUUGGGUGGAGUUCCCCUUUAAAUAGCAGCUAAUAUGCUGUCCGUUUCAUGCAUUGUCUGUAGAAGCCAGAUCAGUAACCGUAGUGGUUAUAAAUACAUGGUGCUACAGCUGUUGUCAUCUAAAGAGAAUUUUCAGUGUUUCCAGUAUGGCAGCUUUCAUUUACACUAAAAAGGAAAACAUAAUGAAAAGGGAAUGAAUGUUGGGUUUACAUUAUAUGUUAUAUGUGGGAGGCUUGCAGAAUUUAUUGUAUAAAUGAGACAUUUUCUUUUUCCUUUCUUGGCAAAUUAAUAUAUACUUAAUAUAGUAUAAAGCUCACUAGCCAACUAGAAGCUGCUAUUUUCUUCUGCUCUGUUAGUGAUACACUGGCUCCAGUGAUGUUAGUUGCUUGUUCUAAUAAUAUCAGCAUCACAUCACAAAGGGUUAUAUCAUUAGCACCAAAAGAAUGGUAACACGUGGUUGUGCUACUAACUGAUCCCCUGUGCUCUCCUGGAAACCCGCACUAGCAGUAACGCUUAGUAACACUCUCCUGCAGAAGAACAUUGGGAAUAUGAUGUGAAUUGGCUGCAGGAGAGAUUUUAGUUACACAAUAUUGUCUUGGGAUUUCUGGAGAUUUCCAAGGUACAGUACACUUUCAUUUGAAGAGGAAUUUAAGUGUAAUUAUGGCACAGGCGUAGAAGUGGAAGCUAUAGUGAAAAACUAGAGGCUAUUGGAACCCUGCUGUAGAGUUGUUGUCAUCCCCUGAAACUAUGACCCAAAAGAUUCUGCAUUUUUCCUGUUAUGAAGUGAACAAUUUUAUUUUUGUAUUUACAUGAUUCCAUUGCGGUGCAACCCCUGCACUUCCUGCACUUCUUCUCCUAGGGUGCUGCAAUAAUGUUUUUCACCAAUGCAGUUAUAACAGCGCUGUCAUUGGUCAAGAAAUUGUUUUCAUGACAUUAUUGUUCAAAGACAAUCCAUCCCAAAUGAAUGGUCUGUGUAUAUAUUAACCUAUGCGUUUAAAUAUCAAACAUUUUAAAGAAAUUAUUCUAAAUUUAACUUGCAAAAAGGAUAUAUUUCCAAUUUAACUGGUGAAACUACAUCAAACCCGUGACCCCUCAGCUGUUAAGGACUACAUGUCCCAACAGCUGGAUGACCACAAAUUUAAAAUCCUCAAGAACCAUGAUCAAGAUCAGAAAUAAUGAACCUGAGGACUCUGAGAGCUGGGCAGCAAGGUGGCUCAGUGGGUAGCACUUCUGCAAUGCAGUGCUGGGGUCCUUAGCUUGAUUUCAGCUUGGGCACUAUCUGCAAGGAGUUUGAAUGUUCAGCCAGUGUCUGUGUUGGUCCAGUUGCCUUCCAAAACAUAAAGACUGUAUGAAUAGGUUAACUGACUCCUGAUAAAAUGGCCCACAGUGUGUGUGCAAAUGUGAUAGGGAUCUUGGAGUGUAAGGUCCACUAAGGCAGGGACUGCUUUGUAUAAUCAUUAAAAAAAAUCUGCAGCAAUAUGUAAUACAUAAAUCCCAGAGAGCCUUAUAUAAGCUUUUGCCACUAUAAAUACUUUUAAAACAAUGUUUGUUAUCACUACUCAGAGAAAUACUGUACCUUUCAGCUUCCAGUGAAUGUAGGGUUCCAUAAAGAACUUCUUGGCAUGUUUGACUGAAUGUGAUCUAUGUUCUCCAGUAAUAUCUCAUGGCUUUGACUGUUGCAACAUAAAAUAUACAUUUUUUCUAAC
Molecule: messenger RNA, 7292 nt
Organism: Xenopus tropicalis (tropical clawed frog)
Lineage: Eukaryota; Metazoa; Chordata; Amphibia; Anura; Pipidae
Cellular component (GO): membrane
Source: RefSeq, marked validated